AUGAGGUUCGGUGAGCACCUCCGAUCCUCCAUUAUCAGGGAGUAUUACCCUUAUUACAUUGCCUACGAUGAGCUGAAGAAGGCGCUCAAGACCGACUUCGUCACCGAGCCGGCGCCCAACAAUGCGAAGCCCGAUCGCCUCGAAUGGUCCGAGGACGACGAGAAGCACUUUGUCACCUUGCUCGAGAGCGAGUUGGAGAAGGUCUUCCUGUUUCAAAAGCGCAAGAGCGAGGAGAUUGUCGAGAGAAUCAAGACGAGCGAAUCCGAAGUGAAUGAUGUAGUCUCGCGUCUCGAUGAUGCCACCGGCUCUCGCCGCCAGAGCGGCCGUGCAUCCCAGCCCCCACCUACUGACGAGGACUUCUUGGUCCUCGAGCAGGUCCUCAGUGAUAUUAUUGCGGAUGUCCAUGAUCUCGCCAAGUUCACCCAAUUGAACUAUACGGGCUUCCAGAAAAUUAUUAAAAAGCAUGACAAAGAGACAAAUUGGUACCUGAAGCCUGUCUUCGCCGCCCGUCUGAAUGCCAAGCCGUUCUUUAAGGAUAAUUACGAUGCCUUCGUGAUCAAGCUCUCCAAGCUUUAUGACCUGGUUCGCACCAAGGGUAACCCAGUCAUGGGUGACUCGUCCGCCGGCGGAUCCCAGCAGAACUUCGUUCGGCAAACUACCAAGUACUGGGUCCACCGCGACAACAUUACCGAGUUGAAGCUGGUCAUUCUGAAGCACUUGCCCGUGCUGGUUUUCAAUGCUAGCAAGGAGUUCGAGGAGAAAGAUACCGCCAUCUCCUCUAUCUACUACGAUAACACCGAUACAUGGGAGCUGUACCAGGGCCGUCUGAAGAAGACCGAGGGCGCAGAGGCCAUCCGUCUGCGCUGGUAUGGUGGCAUGGAGAGUGACCAGAUCUUCGUGGAACGCAAAACUCACCGCGAAGACUGGACUGGCGAGAAAUCUGUCAAGGCCCGCUUCUCGCUGAAGGAGAAGAACGUCAAUGCAUACCUCAAUGGCAGCAUGACCGUUGAACAGAUCUUCGAGAAGGCCCGCAAAGAAGGCAAGAAGAGCCAGGCCGAAAUUGACGACCUCGAGCAGCUAGCCCGCGAGAUUCAGUACCGUGUCAUCACUCGUCGUCUCGUGCCCGUUACUCGCACAUUCUAUCACCGAACCGCCUUCCAGCUUCCUGGUGACGCCCGUGUGCGUAUUUCUCUCGAUACCGAGUUGACGAUGAUUCGCGAGGACAACCUGGACGGUCGCCGCCGUGCCGGGAACAACUGGCGCCGCAUGGACAUCGCUGCCCCGGAAGACAUUGACCGCUUCCCCUACGCUGUGCUGGAGGUCAAGCUGCAGACCCAGGCCGGCCAGGAGCCGCCCCAGUGGAUUCGUGAGCUGACUGCCAGCCACCUCGUCGAGGCCGUGCCCAAGUUCAGUAAAUUCAUCCACGGCACUGCCACGCUGUUCCCAAGCCGCAUCAACCUACUCCCCUUCUGGUAUCCCCAGAUGGACACUGACAUCCGUAAGCCUGUCAAUCGUCGCUACGGUAUUCAGCGUCCUCUCGCUAGUACAUCUAUUUCCGCGAAUGACGAGGACUCGGAUGACGAUGAGUCGCCUGAUUCCGAAAAUGAGUAUGGCAACGACGGUGGUCUUUUCUCGGAAACCAAUGGCAACGAGCUGGAUGUUGAAGAACGCAUCGCCGCGCAGCCUGUCGCCGGUGAUGAAGACUACCCGCUCUACGAUUCCGACGACGAGACUGACGAUACGGACGCGCUCGAAGAGGCUCGCCGCGUCGGCGGCGCCUACUAUGCCGAACAGCUCAUCAAGCAUUAUGUGUGCAAGACCGCCAAGACAGUGGCCUAUGGUCUUCUUGCUAUUGUCCCCCGCCCUACCCCUACCUCUCUCCCACCCGCCGAACAGCGUGGAAUUGCCGUGCUGCAGGGAACUCAGCGUUCUCUCCAGCGAUUCCAGGCUCCUCCAGGAAAGCGUAUCUUCGUCCCUGUUCGUGUCGAGCCCAAGGUCUACUUCGCCGCUGAGCGAACCUUCCUUUCCUGGCUCGAAUUCUCGAUCAUUCUCGGCGGUAUUGCUGCCACUCUUCUCAACUUUGGCGUUGACAGCGUCUCUCUCGCAUCUUCUUGGGCCUUCACCGUCCUCGCUGCCGGUGCCCUCAUCUACAGUCUCGUCCUGUAUGUCUGGCGCGUGGACAAGAUCCGCAAGCGCCGCGAUGUGAAGCGCGUGUAUUACGAAAAGUGGGGCCCCACCGUUGUUAGCGUGGGUCUCGUUGUCGUUGUGCUGGUCAACUUUGGUCUGCGUGUUCGUGCUGGUGGCUUCAUGGCUGGUGACCAGAAGCCCGGCCGUCAUGGCGAUGAGCUGUAG
Penicillium maclennaniae is the source of this 2352-nucleotide messenger RNA. RefSeq names its product putative vacuolar transporter chaperone (Vtc4) (gene vtc4). Gene Ontology annotation, cellular component: fungal-type vacuole membrane; vacuolar transporter chaperone complex. The coding region runs from base 1 to 2352 and encodes 783 amino acids. The record is from RefSeq and is a predicted model, not a curated record. Gene Ontology annotation, biological process: vacuole fusion, non-autophagic; vacuolar transport; polyphosphate metabolic process. The transcript has 6 exons. Lineage: Eukaryota; Fungi; Ascomycota; Eurotiomycetes; Eurotiales; Aspergillaceae.